Closterium sp. Yama58-4 is the source of this 1461-nucleotide messenger RNA. The record is from the annotation of a GenBank genome assembly. NCBI's taxonomy places the organism in Eukaryota, Viridiplantae, Streptophyta, Zygnematophyceae, Desmidiales, Closteriaceae.
AUGUCGAUAGGCAUUUCUCUAGGGACGUUCCGCCAGGGUCCCUCACAAGCUGAAGUUUCUGGUAGACGAGCCUUUCUCGCAGGUGCAGCAGCACUGGCAGCGGUUCCUGUUGCAACUGAGCCGUGGAGGAUUAGAAGCUUCACGGAAUCUGGAGCUGCACAUGCAGCUGUUUUGCCAGGGCGAGUGGGGCAAGGGCCUCUGUUGGCUGCUGUGAGCGACGAUGACGAGGACACCAUCGUGACGCUUUUUGAGAACGCAACGGCGUCAGUGGUGGCUAUCAUGAAUGUGGAAGUGAAUGGCAGCAGCAAGGGGAAAGGAGGAGCUGGAGAGGAGGUCAUGGAAGGAAUCGGUUCCGGUUUUGUCUGGGAUGAAUACGGUCACAUUGUCACUAACUACCAUGUAGUUGCCAAGCUGGCGAGCGACACAUCUGGGCGGCAAGCUUGCAGAGUUUCACUACUCACCCCUUCAGGCGACAUGCAGACGUAUGCAGCUACUCUUGUCGGCACCGACCUGUCCAGAGACCUUGCUGUGCUCAAGGUAGACUUAUCGCAGCCUGUACCAGCAGCAGCGGAUGCAGGUGCAGCUGCAGACGGCGCAGUAGCGGUAGCAGCACCAGCAGCACCGACCCUGUACCCCAUUCCUGUGGGCUCGUCAUCGGACCUGAGGGUGGGCCAGAGCUGCUUUGCCAUUGGCAACCCUUAUGGUCUGCAGCACACACUCACGGCUGGGGUCAUCAGUGGGCUAGGCAGGGAGAUUCCAGCACCAACAGGUGCUGCUAUCAGGGGAGCUAUUCAGACUGAUGCUGCCAUCAAUGCAGGUAAUUCUGGUGGUCCGCUGCUCGACUCCUUCGGGCGAAUCAUCGGGGUAAACACUGCAACGUUCACUCGAUCAGGUUCUGGCUCGUCAUCUGGAGUCAACUUCGCCAUCCCAGUUGACACUUCUUGCAACAUGGCUGCCUCUCUCGCGCUCUCCGCCACCGCGGCUCCCCGCGCUGUAGUCCGUUGCUCCGCUGCGGAACCCGCUCCUUCCAGCCAAGCCGCUCCGGCUCAGGUCCGUGUGGCGUCGUCGGGGCUUCCGUCCUUCGCGAGGGUGUCCGCGGAGAACGCUGCGACGGCGAUCGACCCGUCUGCGACGUUCGCGAACGUGAUGUGGGCGAAGACGUACAACACGCAGAUUCUGGUGGGCGAGAGCGAGAGCACGGAGUCGGUCGUGCGACGGUUUAAGAAGGUGUGCAUGGAGGCGAACAUUGUGAACGAGUGUCGCAGGCGACGCUUCUUCGAGACGCAGCAGGACAUCAUCAAGCGCAAGCAGAAGGACGCCGCCAGGCAACGCAAGCGAUUCUCCCGUGCCUCGUCUGGCCCGCGCCCCUUCUUCAGUCGUGACCCGGCAGCGGCCAACAAAGCAGCAGCGGCUGCCAGCGACGAUGAUGACGACUUCUGGGAUGCCCAGGUCGAGCUGUAG